CUCUGUAGGAGGCGAAGUUAACACAAGAGCGACAAAUAAAUAAACUGUCAUUUACGAAGUUUUUGUUUAAUUUAAAAUAGCACUUGUAUUUGAAUGUAGCAGCUUAAUAAAUCCUUUUUUUUUUUCUGUAUUGUAAAAUAACUGAACACUGAUGGAACCUCCUAAAGUGACUGGUCUCUCGCCAAAGGAAGGAGAACCUGGAACAAAAGUUACAAUUCGAGGAGAAAAUUUAGGAGUUUCACAAAGAGAUUUACUUAGUCUUCAGAUAUGUGGUAUAGAGUGUCUGAUGUAUGCAGAGUGGCAUUCCCCAAGCAAAAUUGUUGCUCGAUGCGGAGCAGUUCGAGUACCACAGUAUGGAGAUGUUAUCGUUACAACAAAAUCAGGUGGAAGAGGAACGUGUACAGUUCAAUUUAAGGUUUUGGUUAGAUGCAUUGGUUUGACUGACGAAUCUGCAGUGUGGGUUGAUGAAUCUUGGUUUGGAAAAAACAGACCUACUUCACCAUCUCAGUUGUAUCCAGAUGAUCCUCUCCGGUUAUCAGAUGAGUCCAGUGUUGAAAGAUUUCCAGUUGAUGAGUUACAGGAAUUAUUUCCUGAAGGAACUGGUGAUAUUUUGUCUCAGAAUUUCGAGCCCAUUUGGUAUUUGCUAGAGAAUCAUCAUGGUGCCCGCUUUGAAGAUUUGAAAACUGGGCUUGCAUUUUUGAAAAGGAAAGUAAGCACUCAUGAUGAAGGUCCUCUUGCUUUCAUGAAGUCAAAUGUGAGCUCUGUGAUGUCUUGCCUUGAAGCCCUGGAUAUUUUAAAAUCCACUUUGGAGAAAGAUGUUCAAGCUUUGGGAAAUGACUUGGCCAUACCAGCAGAGCAGGCAAUUCAGAAGGCCAAAGAUGAAGCUUUUGGUCUUUUCGAAGAAAUGCUUACUAGGAAAGAGAAAGCAGAUUCAACGAGGAAUGCUUUGAGUGUUUUGCAAAGAUUUCGUUUUCUGUUCAACCUUCCAGCUAAUAUUGAAAAGAAUAUUCGUAAGGGUGAUUACGAGAUGGUCAUCAAUGAUUAUGCUCGCGCCAAAUCAUUAUUUCAUGACACAGAAGUAGCUGUGUUUAAAAGAGUGUAUCAGGAGGUUGAACAAAGGAUUGAGCAAUUUCGGGAAAUGUUGCUUGAGAAAUUAAAAGAACAACCAUCAACAGUUGAAGAACAAAAACGUCUAGUCAAAUUCUUAGUUAACUUGGAAACGCCUAAUGACCCAGCUUGGCAGUGUGUGUGUCAUAAUAAAACAUGGUUACUCAGUAUGCUUAAUGAGACGAAGGAUGAACACAUUACUCUUGCUGUAUCAUCAGAAAAUCAAGAAAAUUUCAAAAAUUUCACUCAGUUGUAUAUGCCUCAAGUUGUUAAAUUCAUUGUGGACAUUACUGAAAAAUUUAGCGAGCAUUUUCCUAAUAUGUGGAAGUUGGGACAGGCUUAUCUCGGAGGUCAACUGCAUAUUAGAGAGAGUUCUGAAGCCAAUGAGAAGCAAGGAUUACCUAAGAAUAUUCAAUUUAAAAACAUGGUCAUUGAAGUGAUGAAGAAGCUAUGCUGCCUCAUUCGUAUGGGUAUUCUUCCAGAUAGUUUGCAUUCCCUUUCAAUUCAGCAAUUACAAUCUUUUGGCACCUGGCCAAAGACUGAGCAUUUAACACCCUGGCUUCCAUAUUGCUUGAGAAGCAUAAGAAACUGUUUUUCUGGAUUACUGAAACAUGAAAUGCCUGAAGAUAUGUUAAAUCCAAUUCAACAACUGAUAUUUGACUUGAAGGUUCAUGCAAUGAAGACUUUGUUUUCACAAGCAUCUCAAGACAUUCAGCACUUGGAUGAGCGUGAGACAUGGGUUGUAGAAAUCGACGACAUUAAUGGUGGAACCACCCAAUUACCUUUAUUGUUUGAAAAUAGAGUUGUAGAAACUCUCCAGUUGGUUCGGGAAACAGUUUUACAGUGUGGUCCUAAAGAGACAGACAUUUUCCUUCAAAUAAAUGUGCAGGCUGCGGUAAAACAAUCUUCCCUAAGUUUAUUGCAAGCUUUUGCUACAGCUCUGGAUAAAAUGGCCGAGGUUUUAAAAAAUAAAGAUAACAAACAGCUCAAGUUACUCUCUCCAAGAAUGACUUCAUCAAACCUUUCCAUGUUUCUGGAUGAGGAAAUGGAUAAGCCUUCUGAUGAAGCAAAAUGUUUGAUUAUUUUGAGCAACUGCAGUUAUACUGUUAAGAGUGUGAUUCCAAGAUUACAGGACAGUUUGAACAAAUACGGUUAUCCAGAUAUGCAGUUAGUUAUAAAGAGCAGUGUGAGUCGCUUCCAUGAAGUGAGUUCUAAAUUAUUUAAUCUGUAUGUGGAACGAAAGUGUGAACCAGUUGCUGGUGCUAUCGAAUCUAGGAUGCAUGCAAGCUCAUUUAAUUGGGAGUGGGAUUAUAAACCAACAGGUGUCAGCUUAUACAUAAAGCAAACCAUCAUGGACAUGAUUGAAAUACAUUCUGAGGUUUUUGCCAUAUCUCCACCCUUUGUGAGCAAAGUUUUGACCAAAGUGGUUGAAGCUAUUGUUGAGGAAUUAGCCAGGUUAUAUGAAUCUGUUGAUAGCUAUGAAGGAAAUGCUAACAUCCAAGCUACUUUGAACAUCAGAGCAUUGGAAGAUGCCAUGUCUGCUUACAAAACCAAUCAGACUAGCAAAUACUUCAUGGCUUGCAGAGCGAAGUUAAAACCUUUUCCAAAUCCUAAAGAUGCAGAAUUAGUUAAUGAACUUUUAAAGACUUUCAAAAAUCAAAUAUGGUUACAACUUUUAUGCUUCAAAGAAGAUGGUUUUGUUACUGUAUAGAGGCUCUACUAAAAAUUUUGUUUUAAAAUUCUCCUUGUUUUAUUUUUUAAUUUAAAUAAUUUAUCAUAAUAAAUAUAUUGGAGCUUGGUUAAUUCCAAGCUGAUGAAA
Argiope bruennichi is the source of this 2926-nucleotide messenger RNA. It is a transcript of the gene Sec5, whose product is annotated as exocyst complex component 2-like. The record is from RefSeq and is a predicted model, not a curated record. The transcript is spliced from 22 exons. Bases 152 to 2818 code for a protein of 888 amino acids. Gene Ontology annotation, cellular component: exocyst. NCBI's taxonomy places the organism in Eukaryota, Metazoa, Arthropoda, Arachnida, Araneae, Araneidae. Gene Ontology annotation, biological process: exocytosis; Golgi to plasma membrane transport.